Penicillium odoratum is the source of this 1032-nucleotide messenger RNA. RefSeq names its product RNA-binding ATPase activator ESF2. Gene Ontology annotation, cellular component: nucleolus. NCBI's taxonomy places the organism in Eukaryota, Fungi, Ascomycota, Eurotiomycetes, Eurotiales, Aspergillaceae. The transcript is spliced from 3 exons. The record is from RefSeq and is a predicted model, not a curated record. The coding region runs from base 1 to 1032 and encodes 343 amino acids. Gene Ontology annotation, biological process: endonucleolytic cleavage in 5'-ETS of tricistronic rRNA transcript (SSU-rRNA, 5.8S rRNA, LSU-rRNA); endonucleolytic cleavage in ITS1 to separate SSU-rRNA from 5.8S rRNA and LSU-rRNA from tricistronic rRNA transcript (SSU-rRNA, 5.8S rRNA, LSU-rRNA); small-subunit processome assembly. Gene Ontology annotation, molecular function: RNA binding.
AUGACAACACGCAAACACAACGAUUUCCUGGACGUCGCUGCCAGUGACGAUGAAGACGUCAAUGAUCGCGGCUACGAUUCUGAAGAUAAAGUGGCUGAGAGCAAGGGCCGGGCUUUGAAGCGGAGAAAGCGAGCGGCAGAUACCCAAGACUUCUUUGGCUUGCAAUCCGACGAGGAUUCAGAAGGCGAGGACUCGGAAGUGGAAGAGUCACGCGGAAAGGGAAAGCCGCGCAAGCAAACCAAGGCGACAACUUCUGCUUCAGACGAGGAUAAAAGCGACGCCGAACAUGACGCCGAAGAGGGAGGUGACGGCCUCGACGAGGACGACGAAAGCGCAUACCUUGAUACUGCGACAAAAUCGAAAUCGAAGGCCGUAAAGCCUAUCGAUCUCAAGUCUCUUGGAAAGAAGAAAAAGAAGCAAAAGCUCGGAGUGGUAUAUCUGUCCUCUCUUCCGCCAUACCUGAAGCCGAUGGCCCUUAAAUCGAUGCUCGAGAAGCGAGGCUUCCCUCUCACCAAGGUCUUCCUGUCGAAGCGCGUCAACGACACGAAGCAGAGAAAAUCCAAUAAGAGACAAUUGUAUUCGGAGGGCUGGGUCGAGCUGCGCAAGAAGGAUGCUAAAAUUAUGGCGGAAUCGCUUAAUGCUCAGACAGUUGGUGGUCUCGGCUACUACCGUGAUGAUCUGUGGAACAUGAAAUACCUCUCUGGAUUCCAUUGGGAUGAUCUGACCGAUCAAAUAAACCGUGAGAGAGCAGAGCGGGAAUCAAAACGCCGGGUUGAAGAUGCACGUGCACAUAAGGAAGAGAAGAUGUUCCUGGCUGGUGUUGAGGCUGGAAGGGUUGCCGAUGGCAUGGCGAAGAAGAAUGAGGAGAAAAGGAAACGCAAAUUGGAGGAUGCUGGUACGGAUGCUCAAUCUGUUCCUGAGAAGAAACCAGUUGUGCGGAGACGUUUCGUGCAAAAUGAUGUGGUGAAGACAAAGCAGGAUUCAAAUGCUGUUGGGGAUGAGACGAAACGAGUGCUAGGGAAGAUUUUCUGA